Molecule: messenger RNA, 486 nt
Organism: Diutina rugosa
Lineage: Eukaryota; Fungi; Ascomycota; Pichiomycetes; Serinales; Debaryomycetaceae
Exons: 1
Coding region: 1-486 (161 amino acids)
Source: RefSeq, a predicted model, not a curated record
AUGGUGAUCGAUGGCUAUGGCGAGUUGCAGGCUGAUUCUCCACUUGUGUCGACCCUGAUUUGGGUAUGCCUACUCCGAAUUGAAGAGUCCUAUCGCCUUGAAGGUCCGCGAGGGGCGUUUGAGCUCUUGGAAUUAAUCAUACCGGCCCUCGGCGAUAAGUUCACUGAGGCCCUACUCGAAACUGUUGGUCGAAUAAUCUACAUAUUCUUUAAAGAUGGCGAGGAACUUCGAGGGUGCGGUGGUCAAGAAGGCGGCUUUCUCGUGGUGCGGGUGAUGCUCUCGGCAUUCAUUGCCAAUGCCGACGAUACCCUCGAAGUGCUAGACAGCCGCGAUGCCGUGGCUCCCGUUUUCAACGUGUGGGACAAGUACCGCGAUAGAUUCAGGCACGAAUACGCCAUCAAGCUACAAAUGUUGGCGGCGCACCUGAUAUUACUGCUGAAACAACUAAAGGUCCCUUCCCAUGGACCGUCAGAGACAAGUGUAUAA